GCGGGCAUCGCUGGGAGGCGGAAGCAGCCGCAGGCAUGGCGGCGGCCUUGCCGCUGGCCGUGCUCGUGCUGCUGCUUCUGGGGCCGGGGGGCAGGGGCCAUGCAGAGCCCCCACGCGACACCCUGCGAGAGGAGCUUGUUAUCACCCCGCUGCCAUCUGGGGACGUAGCCGCCACAUUCCAGUUCCGCACACGGUGGGAUUCCGAUUUGCAGCGGGAAGAAGUGUCUCAUUAUAGGCUGUUUCCCAAAGCCCUGGGGCAGUUGAUCUCCAAGUAUUCUCUUCGAGAGCUGCACUUGUCAUUCACACAAGGCUUCUGGAGGACUCGGUACUGGGGGCCACCUUUCCUGCAGGCCCCAUCAGGUGCAGAACUCUGGGUCUGGUUCCAGGACACCGUCACUGAUGUGGAUAGAUCUUGGAAGGAGCUCAGUAAUGUCCUCUCGGGGAUCUUCUGCGCCUCUCUGAACUUCAUCGAUUCUACCAACACGGUCACUCCCACUGCCUCCUUCAAACCUCUGGGGCUGGCCAAUGGCACUGAUCAUUCCUUCCUGCGCUACGCUGUGCUGCCGCGGGAGGUCGUCUGCACGGAGAAUCUCACCCCCUGGAAGAAGCUCUUGCCCUGUAGCUCCAAGGCAGGCCUGUCUGUGCUGCUGAAGGCUGACCGCUUGUUCCAUACCAGCUACCACUCCCAGGCGGUGCACAUCCGUCCUGUGUGCAGAAAUGCGCGCUGUACCAGCAUCUCCUGGGAGCUGAGGCAGACCCUUUCCGUGGUGUACGAUGCCUUUGUCACAGGACAGGGGAAGAAAGACUGGUCCCUCUUCCGGAUGUUCUCCCGAACCCUCACAGAGCCCUGUCCCCUGGCGUCAGAGAGCCGAGUCUAUGUGGACAUCACCAGCCACAACCAGAACAAUGAGACGUUGGAGGUGAACCCGGCCCCAACCACCACAUACCAGGACGUCACCCUGGGGACCCGGAAGACCUACGCCGUCUACGACUUGCUUGACACAGCUGUGAUCAACAACUCCCGUAACCUCAACCUCCAGCUCAAGUGGCGGAGCCCUCCCGAGCAUGAGGCCCCUCCGGCGCCGUUCCUGCACGCCCAGCGAUACGUGAGUGGCUACGGGCUGCAGAGCGGGGAGCUGAACACGCUUCUGUACAACACUCACCCAUACCGGGCCUUCCCCGUGCUGCUGCUGGACACUGUGCCCUGGUACCUGCGGCUCUACGUGCACACCCUCACCAUCACCUCCAAGGGCAAGGAGAACAAACCGAGUUACGUCCACUACCAGCCCGCGCAGGACCGGCUACAGCCACACCUCCUGGAGAUGCUGAUCCAGCUGCCGGCCAACUCGGCCACCAAGGUCUCCAUUCAGUUUGAGCGGGCGCUGCUCAAGUGGACUGAGUACACCCCGGACCCCAACCACGGUUUCUAUGUCAGCCCAUCUGUCCUCAGUGCCCUUGUGCCCAGCAUGGUGGCAGCCAAGCCUGUGGACUGGGAGGAAAGCCCCCUCUUCAGGUCCCUGUACCCGGUCUCCGACAGCUCUAGCUACUUUGUGCGCCUGUACACGGAGCCGCUGCUGGUGAACCUGCCCACGCCGGACUUCAGCAUGCCCUACAACGUCAUCUGCCUCACAUGCACUGUGGUGGCCGUGUGCUAUGGCUCCUUCUACAAUCUCCUCACCAGAACCUUCCACAUCGAGGAGCCCAGCACGGGUGGCCUGGCCAAGCGGCUGGCCAACCUCAUCCGGCGUGCCCGUGGUGUUCCCCCACUCUGAGAUUUGCCCCCUGCGCAGUGGGGCUGCUCUUGCUCCCUGGGGAGGGCUGCUGGUGGCCCCAAGGGCUCUUUCUGCCACUUGCUCUCUCCAGAGUUGGCUUGUAAACCAAACUGACCCUGG
Molecule: messenger RNA, 1892 nt
Organism: Lontra canadensis (Northern American river otter)
Lineage: Eukaryota; Metazoa; Chordata; Mammalia; Carnivora; Mustelidae
Gene: PIGT
Product: phosphatidylinositol glycan anchor biosynthesis class T
Exons: 12
Coding region: 36-1772 (578 amino acids)
Biological process (GO): attachment of GPI anchor to protein
Cellular component (GO): GPI-anchor transamidase complex
Source: RefSeq, a predicted model, not a curated record